Molecule: messenger RNA, 3474 nt
Organism: Lacerta agilis (Sand lizard)
Lineage: Eukaryota; Metazoa; Chordata; Lepidosauria; Squamata; Lacertidae
Gene: ZBTB2
Product: zinc finger and BTB domain containing 2
Exons: 3
Coding region: 291-1829 (512 amino acids)
Biological process (GO): regulation of transcription by RNA polymerase II
Cellular component (GO): nucleus
Molecular function (GO): DNA-binding transcription factor activity, RNA polymerase II-specific; RNA polymerase II cis-regulatory region sequence-specific DNA binding; protein binding
Source: RefSeq, a predicted model, not a curated record
UGGGGUGGCUCCUGCUGCUGUUGCCGCCACAGCGCUCGUCGCCGCCUCCCCUCCCCCUCCUCUCUGCCUCUCUCCCCGGCGGGGGCUCCUCGCCACAGCCUCUCUGCUCCGCUCUCGGUCAUGUGACCCUAACGUAACCGGACAGGAAAAGCCGCCGCCGCCGCCGUCUCCGACUCCGUUGUUGCUGCUGCUGCUGGGCGCGCGCCGAGGCGGCGGCGGGGGCUCCCGGAAAGCGCGAGCCAGGUGAGCUCCGUCUACCCCCCCCCCCUACAUACACAAGAAUUUAAAAGAUGGAUUUAGCCAACCAUGGACUGAUUCUUCUGCAGCAGCUGAAUGCUCAACGGGAGUUUGGUUUCCUGUGUGACUGUACAGUUGCUAUUGGUGAUGUUUACUUCAAGGCACACAAAUCUGUCCUUGCCUCUUUUUCCAACUAUUUCAAGAUGUUGUUUGUUCAUCAAAGCAGUGAAUGUGUCCGUUUGAAGGCAACUGACAUACAGCCAGAUAUUUUCAGCUAUCUCUUACAUUUGAUGUACACUGGAAAAAUGGCACCUCAGCUCAUAGAUCCUGUUCGAUUGGAACAAGGAAUAAAGUUUCUGCAUGCGUUCCCGCUUAUUCAAGAGGCUAGUCUUGCCAGUCAAGGAAACUUUACACACCCGGAGCAGAUUUUUCCAUUGGCAUCUUCAUUAUAUGGUAUUCAGAUUGCGGAUCACCAGGCAAGAAAUUCCACAAAAGUAGCCGCCACAACUGACAAACCUGUUCGAGGACCAAGGCCACAGUCAUCAAGAGCAAAUCAAGAACAGAUGCAUGAAGCCACCCAACUGUCACAGAUACCACCACCACCACUGCCUCAAGUGCCCCCAACAAAUAUGUCCACUUCAGACCCAUUACAGCCUCCGUUGUCUCCUGAACUGGUUUCUACUGCUCCUCAUCCUUCUCCUCCAGGUGAUGAAAACAACAUGGAAGCCUCCUCCUCAGAUGAUCAGCCUGCUUCUCUCACAAUUGCGCACGUCAAGCCAAGCAUUAUGAAAAAGAACGGAAGCUUCCCCAAAUACUACGCUUGUCACCUCUGCGGUCGGCGAUUCAAUUUGCGAAGUAGUUUGCGUGAGCACCUCCAGAUUCACACGGGGGUGCCUUUCUCAUCAAGCCAGCACGGGGAAAGUAGCGUUCCUUUAUCUCUUUGUAAUAACGCUCCUGAAAAAGAUGCUAUGGAAGCUGCUGAAGCUGGAAUGAUUAGCGAUAGUGAGCUGCAGCAGAUCUCGGAUUCACCCAUCAUCGAUGGACAACCGCAGGCUGAAACACCACCGCCCUCUGACAUUGCUGACAUAGACAACUUGGAGCAAGCAGAUCAAGAAAGGGAAGUUAAAAGGCGGAAGUAUGAGUGUUCCAUUUGUGGGCGCAAAUUUAUUCAGAAAAGCCACUGGAGAGAGCACAUGUACAUUCAUACUGGCAAGCCUUUCAAGUGCAGCACCUGUGACAAAAGCUUCUGCCGGGCCAAUCAAGCUGCUCGACAUGUAUGUCUAAACCAAAGCAUGGACACCUACACCAUGGUGGACAAGCAGACUCUGGAGCUUUGUACUUUUGAGGAAGGCAACCAAAUGGACAACAUGUUGGUCCAGACCAACAAACCCUAUAAAUGCAACUUGUGUGAUAAAACGUUCUCCACGCCUAAUGAAGUCGUCAAACAUUCGUGCCAAAGUCAGAACUCUGUCUUUACUCUAGACGAGGAUAGAUCCAUUUUGCUAGGUGGUGGGGAUGCUGAAACCACAGAGAGUGAUCAUUCGGUCUUAGACUCUAUCAAAAAAGAACAGGAAGCAGUGUUGUUAGACUGACUCUGAGGCUCAUAUCUUAUUUUUUUUUAAAGAAAACAGUUUGUCUUACUCAUUUUUACUAAACCGAUCCUCCUCCCCUCCCCACAACCAUAACUACACUGACAUGGAAGGAAGCCCGGCUCUGUCUCUUUUUCCAGCAAAAGUAUAAAAUUAAUAAAGGGUGUUGUAUCACAUUAUAACAAUUGAUUUUAACGAAGAAGAAAAUGUAUAAGGGUAACUCAGCUAACUAUGUGAAUAAUGCUAAAAUGCAUCUGUAACAUACUCUAAGCAAGUUCUAAGACUGUUUCUAUAUAUAUACUUGAAUGCAGUGAGAUGCAAUGUGAGAAGAAGACAGAAAGGAAAUUAAACAUGUUUAUUAAACUACAAUAUUUUCUCUCAACAAAUAGCAUUUUGAGGGAAAACCGAAGAUACAAAAUUCUCACGGUUACACACCUAUAAGCUGUGUAAAGUUGUCAUUUUACAAAAACUUGGAAAUUCCCUUAAUGAACCAAGAACACUAUUUUAAUCCACAUGAUUAUUGUCAAGUGUUUGUUUCCAGGUAACUUCAUUGACAUUAUGUCCAUUAAAAAUGUAUUAUUAAGGCUUGACUCCAAGCGCAGUGACUUGGUAGUCAACCCCACUAACUGCAGUGGGACUUAAAACUUCCAGAUAAAUGUGUUUAGGACCAGAUUUUGCUAAAAUAGCAGUAAUAAUGUGAUGGCAAUCGUUUUAUAUGCAUAAAAAUGUAUGUAUGUGUGUGUAUGUACUUCAGGUAAAUGCAGGUAAAAUGUGUGCAUGCACCCUUUCCAAACUGGCCACUGCUUGUAACGUCUCACAAAUUGGUCCUUUUUAAAAGCAUAUUUACAUUUAAAUUGGUACAGGGUGUAUGCAUUUUUUUUAUCCUGCUGACUAGUAAUUGAUAAUGAUGAACAGUGCUAUCACCCCAAACUUGAAGGAAAUCAGAGAUCAGAAGAAUUGUACAUAGUGAGCCCUGUGCUAAAUGUGGGAAUAAUAGAUUUGAGCCUUUAUAGUGGUAAUUGAAAAAGGAAAAACGUUUCUUUAUUUUAUCAAAGCAGCAAUCUGAGUUUAUGUGAUUAACAUGUAGGAAUUAAGGGAAAGGAAAUCUGGUCUUAAAUAAUAUUUAGCUACUGGCAUCCUCUUGUAACAUAGCAAUGGUAUAAUGAUGAAACUGUAUCAUGGUUGGUUUUUAAGUAACAGUGCAACAUUGAGUGGAGAGCUAUAUAUUCUUUAUGUUCCUUCAAUUUGGGCACCAAAGUAUGCAAAAAUAAAUAAAUAAAGGGGACACAGUGUACAUUCAAGUUUCUGCUCUGGAUAGUACCGUAUACAAAUUCAAAAUCAAGUUGCUAAUUUUUAUCUUUUUAAUAUAUAAAUAUAAUAAUAUUCUCCAAUAGUAUAAAUAACCUGAGAGGAGAGGAGGGAGUCCAUUGAAAGGUCAAUUGUCCUGGUUGGAAAGUUUCAAGAAACAGAGGCAUUCCACCAGAAAUGGGGGCAGUGUGUGUUUUGAUGGGGGGAGAGAGAGGCAGAUACAAAUCUGCUUUUGUAUACAUGUUUUAUUUGAGUAUCAUCCUAUUUUGUGUCUAGUUACGUUUUCCAGUUUGUAAGUUUUUAUACAUUAUUUUAUGGAAUAAAAAGGUAUAAAAUAAAA